AUGUUACUGGCACUCGCAGUUGAGUCGAAGGAAAGAGUAGCUAUACAAGGCAAGCGGAAAUUAAUUUUGGAAUCAGUGCAGACUUCCUGCGAUCAUGAUUUUGUGGAAUAUUUCCGACUAGUGCCCAAUCAAAAUAUACUAUAUACUUUUCGAGUUGUUAAAACAGCUCCAUCCUUUACAAUUACCAUUAUCAUGCGCAAUGUGAAGUCGCAGCGAAUAAUGUACAAGAUCAAAAACUUGGAUGGCUGUGAGUUUUUGAAAAACCAGCUAAUGAACAAAGUCCUUUCUCGGACUUACCGCGCUUUACUUGUGAACAACACAUUCUUCAAGUGCCCGAUCGAGCCAAAGGUUUACUUUCUAAGAAAUUUGACAGAAGCCAUGAUAGUGCCGAACAUUCAUCCCGCUGGCUAUUAUCAACUUAGCAUGCGAGUUCAGAUGUCACAGAGUUCAGCACCUUUUGUUAUGGAGAUUCUCUGGAAGUAUAAAAUAGUAUUUUUUAAGUAA
Drosophila novamexicana is the source of this 504-nucleotide messenger RNA. RefSeq lists its product as uncharacterized. Lineage: Eukaryota; Metazoa; Arthropoda; Insecta; Diptera; Drosophilidae. The transcript has 2 exons. The record is from RefSeq and is a predicted model, not a curated record. Bases 1 to 504 code for a protein of 167 amino acids.